UUGCGCAGAGGCAGAGACUGCAGGGAUGCGAUGGCGGAGUCGCUGCCCCUGGAGAUGCUCACAUAUAUUCUGAGCUUCCUGCCUCUGUCAGAUCAGAAAGAGGCCUCCCUUGUGAGUCGGGCUUGGUACUGUGCAGCCCAGAAUGCCCUUCGGGAGGAGAUCGAGCUUGGGUCCUUGCGCUUGCACAGCAGGUGGCGAAACCACUGAGCUAAAUCCCCUUCCCCUGAAAAACUUAUUUUGAUUUGUGUUAUGAGCUCCAUCCCAUACUUGGAUCUUCUUCAGCUCUCCUUAAAUCUGAGCGAGGGACCAGGACCUUGGACCCACAGCCCCACCUCAAGGGAAUCUGUCUCCUCUCACUGGGAAGGACCACAAUCCAAAGUAGGGUCUGGAAGGUGAAUCUGGCUGAUUCCUGAUUGCUAUGCAGAGACCACGAGCUGGGUCCAUCUCUUAUACACACUCCCCACCAUGACAGGCAUGGGUGCCCUUCUGUCUGGUGCAGAACCCACACCUAAGAAUGAGUUCCACGCUUCCUGGAAGAAUCCUGUUGAUAAGACUUUGCAGAAGCCCAUUCUGCCUGUCACUUCUACUCUUCUCAUUCCUUUUUCGUGCUGUUCUGUGGGAUGUGAGCAGGAAACAAUGGGAUUUUUUGCAGUUACCAACAAGGCAAAUGUUUGAUACAACAUCCCAGUGUCCUCUGCCUCCCUCCCAGCCAUCAAGAGUUUGGGUCUCAGGGGCAUCUCCUGCAUUAGCCUGACCAACUUGGAUGGCUCACCUACCUCACAGCAGGUGCUGCAAUCUGUUGCCUACCACCUAGGCCUGCACCUGCAGAGCUUGUGCCUAGGUGGGGGCAGCCCCACAGAGGCAUCCUUUGUGGCCCUGAUCCUAGGAUGUCCAGCCCUGCACACCCUUGUCCUCAGUGGCUGUAACAGCCUCUUCAUAUCAGGCAUGCUGUUCACUCAGCCUGAGAUGGCACAGAAUGUCCGGCAGGCAUUGAGUGGCCUCUGUGAGCUCAACCUCGCUGGCCUACGAGACCUGGGUGACCUCAGCUUCAACCAGCUCUGCAGCUGUGUCCCCAACUUGGAACACCUCUCCUUGGCCUACUCCCACCCCACCUUCCAGCUAGGUGCAGCUCAGGGUCCUAUCAGCCCUCAGGACUCCGAUUUUUCCAAACUCUCCUUCUGAAACGUGCUCCGAUUUGUAAAAGAGCAAGCUGGCAGACUGCAUGCCCUGGACCUGAGUGGCACUGGCUUGCUACCCAAGGCCCUGCAGGCCCUGGGCCAGGUGGCUGGGCUGCAGCUGCAGGAGCUGAGCUUGCACAGCUGCUGGGACCUCUCCACAGAGGCUGUGGCCACCCUGUGCCACCAGCAACCAGCCCUUACCUCUCUGGACCUCAGUGGCUGCUCAGAACUGACUGAUGGGGCACUCUUGGCUGUGAGCCAGGGCCUUCGGUACCUGCAGCGCCUAAGCCUGGGGAAGCUGCAGCGGCUGACAGACACAGGGUGCACAGCCCUGGGGGGGCAUGUGGCAAUUUCGGAGCCUGGACAUGGCUGAGUGCUGCUUGGUGAGUGGGCAGGGACUGGCCCAGGCCCUGGGGCCAGUGCAUGGAGCUCCACCCCCACUGAUCACCCUCAGGCUGGCCUACUGUUCUUCACUGAAGGAUGCCUCAGUGCUGUCUGUGACCUCAGCACUGGGCCCAACUGUCAAGAGUGCAAGACUUAUGGUCAUAUGUGGCCCUCACCAACAGGACCAUACAGGCCAUCUGCACCUACCUCACCCACCUCUCAGUCCUGCGCCUGGGCUCAUGCAAAGCGCUCCAAGACUGGGGGCUUCUGGGGCUACGGGAACCAUCUGAGGAACCUGCAUUGGGUCCCCAGGGGUUUCUUCCCACAGCUGUACUCAGAGCAGGAACAUCAGGCUUCAGACCCCGAGGAACCCUUUCUCAAGCCACAGGGACCCUCCCUGCUCAUGCUGCAGGCCCUGCAGGAGUUGGACCUCACAGCCUGCAGCAAGCUGACUGAUGCCAGUCUGGCCAAGGUGCUCCAGUUCCCCCAGCUGAGGCAACUGUCACUGAGCCUAUUGCCAGCGCUCACAGACAACGGUUUGGUGGCUGUGGCCAGGGGCUGCCCUAGCCUGGAGCACUUGUCACUGAGUCACUGCAGCUGCCUCAGUGAUGACGAUUGGGCCCAGGCAGCUGGGUCCUGGCUCAGGCUGCAGCACCUCAACUUAUCCAGCUGCAGUCAGCUCACAGAGCAAACACUGGACACCAAUAGCCAGGUGUGCAAGCAGCUCCAAGUGUUGGAUGUGGCCAUGUGUCCUGGUAUCAAUGUGGUGGCCGUCAGGCACUUCCAAGCCCAGCUGCCUCAGGUGACUUGUGAGGGGCUGACCUGACCCUGACACUCUGAGGCCAGGUCAGUAUCCAUCCCUGCAGCUCAGCCUUCUUCAUCCCAUAGCCCGCCCCAGCCCAAGAUUCUGCACCUGGAGUUUGCCCCAGUGCCUCUUGCCUCCCUCUGCUAUAGACUCCUUGUCUAGGAAUGGGGGUGGCACCAACCCAGGGCAGCCCAGGGGACUUCCUGUUCCAGCCUGCCCCUCAGCUGGGCAGCAGCCUAUUUUUAGCUACAUGUCACCACCACAGGCCCCUGGAAAUGCUAGCUACAUGUUGCUGCCACAGGUUGCUUCUGUGCUCCACUUGCUCCCUUGAGGUACUCAUCCAGCUCCCACAAGCACCAAGCUUUAGCAGCCAAGUUGAUUUUACUGUAAACCCAAACAAGAUUAAAAAUUCCAGAUCUUGCCUCUUAUCUAAA
Messenger RNA from Heterocephalus glaber (naked mole-rat), 2801 nucleotides. Lineage: Eukaryota; Metazoa; Chordata; Mammalia; Rodentia; Bathyergidae. The record is from RefSeq and is a predicted model, not a curated record.